Chelonia mydas (Green sea turtle) is the source of this 4161-nucleotide messenger RNA. Its product is annotated as E3 ubiquitin-protein ligase TRIM58. Gene Ontology annotation, molecular function: zinc ion binding; protein binding. Lineage: Eukaryota; Metazoa; Chordata; Testudines; Cheloniidae. The transcript has 5 exons. The record is from RefSeq and is a predicted model, not a curated record. The coding region runs from base 1243 to 2556 and encodes 437 amino acids.
AGUCUGUUAAAUCAAUUUGGAAACCAGGGGUGGGGGAAGGAAGCGGCUGGGAUUUGCACCAAGGCCCAGUGAGCCCUCCCCCCAGUUCUGCCCCAUCUCACCUGGUCAGGUUUGCCCAGCAGUGGCCACAUCCUCAUGGCUUCCCUGACCCACAAAUACACCACUCUACUGCUCCCUUUCCUGAGUAUUCAGAGUGUUACAUGGAAGCAGAUCUGGUCCUUCUGCUUUGGGGGAUUUGGUCUCUAAUUUCAGAUCAUAUCGAUAUUUAUUUCUGCCAUUCCCCCUUCCCAAGGAUUCUUUACUUCCCAACGUAAGGAAUGACUCGGAAUUUUGCCCCUUUAUUCCAGCAGAGGAUGGGGCAGUGAAUAUAAAGGAGGAGAACUGUCUGCAGGGAGCAGUGUCGAGAAACUCCGAAGGGAAUGUUUGCCAGAUUCCUGAGCAGGUGGUGCCCUGUGAGAGUUGAGGCAGCUCAGGUCAGGAAAAGAUCCCAGUGGAAGAGGCACAGGGCAGAGCCACUUCCCCUGGCAGAGCUCUCAGGCAAACUAAAAAUAUUGAAGCCCAUCAGAGAAUCAGCCCUGGUCAGAAACCCUAUAACUGCCCUGAGUGUGGCCAAAGCUUCAGUGUGAGCUCAGACCUUAGUAGACAUCAGAGGAUCCAUAUGGGAGAGAGACCCUAUAAAUGCCUUGAGUUACUUGGUAAGAUGACAGAUCAGCGCAAACAGUUUCACAAGCUCUGAGUUUUAUUUGGGAUUUUGUUUUAAAUGGGUUUGUUUUUCUAGGUAGGCAAAAAGGUUUAAAGUGAUAAAAGAAAGGGAGUGAAAUUCAUAGAGUUCUUGGUCUUUCAGUUUCCAAACAGAAUCAGGAUGUGUUGUAGGUGUCGAGGUCUUAAUAAAGGAUGGAGUUCCAACCAUCGGAUGUGUCCUGACAAUCUGAUUGCCCAUGGAGUCAUUUGUCUUUCUGCUCUCACUGCACUCCCUGCCUGAGUAGACUGUCAGACUCCUGGCUGUUACGUGACACGAAUUGCAUAUCGUUAGAUAUUAAGCUGAGCUGGGAAUGAUCAGGGUCUGGAUGGAUGCCAGAGAAGGCUGUGAAAGCCACAAGGGGCGGUGACUUGGGGCAGUGAUCCAUUCUUAGAUCAGCAGGUAACAACCUGCUCCUGGCACUCCAGCUGUUGACCCGUGUUUCCCAAGGUAGGAAAGCGAAAGCUAACUCAGCUCUACUCCCCGGAGGCACCAGGGCUGCCAUGAACCCAGCCCUGCAGCGCCAGCGUGGGGUUGUUUGUUCGAGCUGCCAGGGCCCCUAUAAGAUCCCGGUGACAUUUAAAGGGUGCAAGCACAAGUUCUGCCGCUUCUGUGUCACCCCCUUCAAGGGGGAGUCGGGCACAGCCACCUCCUGCCCCCUGUGCCACAAGGCCCCCAGGCACGGAGACGACAAGCCCCAGGGGCAACCAGGCAGCAGGGCAGAUGAAGCUGAAAAAAUCCAUCUGGAAGUGGGCGAAGAGCCUGAGGUGGAGUGGGAGUGCGGGGAACACCAGGCGGUUCUGGACUUGUUCUGCGCAGAGGAUCAAGCCCUCAUCUGCAUGAGCUGCAGGGACUGCCAGGCUCACCGCACUCACACCGUGGUUCCCAUUGAGGAGGCUGCCCAGGAGUACAAGGAGAAGACGCACUAUCAGAGAAUGUGCAUCGAGAUGGAAUUUGAGAAGCUGCACGAAUUCCUGAACGAGGAAGAGGAGCGGCUGUUGCGGAAACUGAGGAAGGAGGAGAAGGAGACCCUGAAGCAGCUACAUGGGAAUAUAAUAAAGCUCUCAGAACAGCGCUCGUCUCUGCAGAAGCUCAUCACGGAGAUAGAGGAGAAGUGUCAGCAACCGGCUGCCGUGUUGCUGAAGGAUGUGAAAGACACAUUGACCAGGAGUGAAAAUAUUCAAGUGCAGGAACCUGAAGCUGUGUUUACUGAACUGAAGAAUGUAUACAACAUUCCUAGCAUUGAUAUUAUUGACAUUCUAAGGAAAUUCAAAGUGGAUGUGACUCUCGACCCAGACACAGCUCACCCCAACCUCGUCCUGUCUGAGGACAGGAGAAGCGUGACACACAGAGGCAUGCGACAGGAGCUGCCCAGCAAUCCCGAGCGAUUUGAUCCUUAUAUCAUGGUGUUGGGCUCCAGGAGGUUCACGUCAGGGAGGUGUUACUGGGAGGUGGAGGUGGGAGACAAGGUGGAGUGGGACAUAGGGGUGUGCAGAGAAUCUGUGGGCAGGAAGGGGCAGGUGAUAUUAUCUCCUAGCAAUGGAUUCUGGAGAGUUUGGUUGAGGAAUGGAGAUAAGUACAAGGCUCUGAUCUCCCACCCAACCCCCCUCACUGUCAGUGUGCGGCCCAGCCGGGUGGGGAUUUUCCUAGACUACAAGGCAGGCGAGAUCUCGUUUUACAACGUGACAGACAGGACCCAUCUGUAUUCAUACAGCGGAGCCUUCUAUGGGGUUCUACGGCCUUUCUUCAGCCCUGGUCUCCAUCGGGGAGGUGAAAACACUGCUCCGCUGACAAUCUACUCGAAGUAUCUGGGCUAGCUUCAAUAGGAAUCAAAGACACACACAUGGAAGGAGCAUCAAGUCAAAAAACUCCUCCCUCCACCAAUACCUCCCCCCACUCACACUCUCUCCUCCUGAUGGGACUCUGAUCAGGCUCCAUGGGGAAGGGGCCAUUGUGGUGGUGAGGAAUGCAGGAGUAGAUUUGGUCCCAUGUGGCAGGAGAUGGUGAAGUGGGAUACGGAUUAUGUUGAUUGCCCAAGGGAUUUCUGGGGGAGGAAAGUAGCCGUGAAAAAAUAUGUAGCAAAAUGACAACUCAUUUGGCUAACUUUUAGAAAAAGUGACUAUAAAAAUAAAAAAAAAAAAAAAAACCCAACCGAAGAAAAGUUGGUGACAAUUUUACCCUCUUUUUUUAAAUCACAAGUUUUAUUAAGUGUUUUUCACCAAAAUGUUGACAUUUGAAGCAGUUUUGACCAGCCCCAUAUGUGACUGAAAAACACAGGCUCUGGGGAAUUCAGAAAAAUGUUGUCAAAUUCCCCCCUUUUUUUCCUUAAAUCAAGCAUUUGAAUUUUUCAUUGCAGUUUCAAAAGCGGCUCUCCUGAUCAAUGAUUUCUGGGGUGCCUCAUUUUUUUUAAUGCCGAACCAGAGAUGCCUUAAAGCAGCCACACUGUUUUCAGAGGGAGGCUAGCUGAGCAGCCCCUUUCCUGUAUUUUGGGCACUCAAAAUCAAUUGGGGCACUCAAAAUCAAAGGUACUGAAAUUUUAGGCACUGAUCCUGUGAACACUUAAGCACAUGCUUAACUUUGUGCAAGUAGGUAAUGACAUUAGUGAGUCCUGCGGGUAACUUCAGUGGGACUGCUUACAUGUGCAGAGUUAAAAAUCAUGCAGUUGUAGAGACAGGAACUUAGGGCACUAAAAUGGAAUGAUAAGAUAAUGACAGUGAAUGAUGCUAGGAACACAGGGGAAAUGCCACACAAUGAACCCUGAAAUUAUUGUUUUUCUUGAUUGUGCUGCUGAAGAGAAAAAAAAAAAUCCAAAAGCUGCCUUUAAUGGCAUAACAUUAGAUCUUACAUAUGUGUAUGAAGCUACCUUUGCUAAGGAGCUGGCACAUUCCAGAAGAUUUUGCAAGGGAUCUGCAGAUGUGUCUAACUUCAAAGCCUAAAACUACAGCUGGUCAAAAAUAAGAGCUAUUCAAACAGUUUUCAGAAUAGAUUCCCAUUAAAUUUCAGUGGGAAUUGUGUGGCUAAAUCCCAACUGUGCUUUAAAAAAAUCUCAAAUAUUGUUUUCUAGAGGUACAAGCUUGUUCAGCACUGAGAUUGAAGUUUCAUCACUUAAAUUUACUUAAAUCUUCCACCAUUUAAAACUUGCAGUAGUCAGGUUUCUGGAGUAACAGCAUGCUCAUUACCAGUCUGAUCCUCUGAAUCAACAGAAAGACUGCUAUUGUCCAUCGGGUUUGGAACAGACCUCAAAACGAAUUCACCAGAGACUUGAGCAAUCAUUUUUGUGUGUGUUUACUGCAAAAAUAUUUAAAACGAUGGGCUGGCAAUAGGCAAAAUAAACCACAGUUAAAAUUGUAGUUAAAUUGUGGUUCAGUGUUAAAUUCUGUGAAAUCAAUGAAAAAUAAAAUGCAUAAAUUGUUAACACUUUG